Messenger RNA from Eimeria necatrix, 3531 nucleotides. Its product is annotated as subtilisin-like protease TgSUB2, putative. The coding region runs from base 1 to 3531 and encodes 1176 amino acids. Gene Ontology annotation, molecular function: serine-type endopeptidase activity. The transcript is spliced from 17 exons. Gene Ontology annotation, biological process: proteolysis. The record is from RefSeq and is a predicted model, not a curated record. NCBI's taxonomy places the organism in Eukaryota, Apicomplexa, Conoidasida, Eucoccidiorida, Eimeriidae.
AUGCAGAGCUUGCGGACAGGGGCGGCUCUCUGGUCCGUUGGUGCUGCCUUGUUCUAUCUUUUUCAGUGUGCAAAUUCAGUGUUAGGUUCCUCCGAAAGCAAAGCUGUCGGUUCUGCCUCUGCGUCCAACGGUCCUUCUUUGCGGGAACUGAAUCGAGAUCCGCUGCAGGGGGAUUCACUACCAGAUUCCAUUGGUGGUAGCGGUCUAGAGUUUCUCGCCACCACAGACAGAAGCCAGGAAAUCACUCGUCACAGGACGGAAACGUCUGAGGAGCUAAAAAGUGUAUCAGAAUCACUAUUACAGGAAGAUGAAAUUACCAGUUCAACACCAGAAGCACUCAUCUGGUCGUGGAACCCCCUGAAGGCGGGUGAUCGUACGGAGGCUGAAGACCUUGAGCACAAGGGGGUGCCUAGUGACUAUACAGAGAUCCCAAUUUUAGACAAAGCUGCAGAGCAGCAGUCCAAUCCUUCAACGACUACUCAGGGCAGCGUAGAAGUAAGCAGUGACACCUCACAGGCUCCAGAGGCGGACGAAGAUCGGGGUAGUAAGGAUGCAGAAAGCAACCGCUUGAUCACCCAAGUUUCCCUUUUAGCAGAAGACACCAGUACCAAGUCUAAAGGCGCCGGAGGCUAUUCGCUUAAGUUUCAGCAGAUCGUCAAAGAAGGCAGGAGGAAGCCGAGGUCACCGGCUGUUUUACGCAGUGACGGACAGGAAGGCGAGGUUCACUCGCCAUCGAGCGAGGGUGAGGACGGCAAUGAUGCCAGCACCAGAACACCCCAGUCACUUGUUUCAGACGAUAGUGGCCACGAUCGUGAGACUAAGGGGGAGACUGAUGAUAGUGCGCUAGCUGAAGAAAGGCUUGACAUUGACGGUGGUGAUGGCAUCGAGAGCACAAACCCAGAGUCACCUGCCACAGGGAAUAACAAUGAAGGAUCAGGAGGAGGCUCGGCACAGCCCGAACCUUCCAGCUCUCCGAAAGUUGGCCAGAAGUCGGAGGCCACCAGCGGCUUUUCAGAGGAGCCGCAAGAAAGUUACCAGGGAAAAGAAGGGCACCGGUCGUUACCCGUUGUUGGUUCUGGAGAGAGUUCUGGGAAUUCACAAUCUUAUUCUGAGCAGUCAAGCGGAGCAGCUCCAACGAAAACAAGUUGCAAAGUCGCGGUGGGAGGGGUCAUUGUUGAUGCGUCCUACGUGGAUUCCGCGUGCACAGGGCAAAUAAAUUUGAUGUACAAAACGAAACAGAGCAAGUUCUUGGAGCGGCGGAUGCUUCUGACUAACACGACUGGGAAGCGAUUGACUGUGGUGAUGAAAACUGUCAAUGCACGACUCACUUCCCCGGCCUCACAAGCUUGGGCCUACUCUCAUCUGCAGGUGGGGCCGGCUUCGUUUCUCCAGGGGGUAUCAGAGGGGGAGACGAGCGAAACAGCAAAAGAAUACGUCCACCAGAUACUCAAGCAGAUGCGUAGACAACGUCGGAAGCGGCCGGAUGACCCACUUGACUUGGUAGUUAGCUUCGCCAGUCCGUUUGAUAAUCCAGGAGCAGCUGCUGGAGCGGUGAGCUUCAUGCAGACAGAAGCGGGCGCUGCACGCAUCACACAGACAUGCCAAGAGCUUUUGGCCGUGGUGGAGGACUCUCAGAGCUACAGCUGCGAAAUUCUCGAUGCUGUGGACAUGGUCAUCCUGCAGUUCCCACCAAACGCAGAUAUUUCUGCUGAUGGAGCGGUGUACAAGCUGCUAUCGAAGCUGUUGGUCCUUGAGGGGAAGAGCAUUCUUUUUUGGGAGCUUUCCAAGCCUACUUCGCUGCAAAUGGUACCCGUUAAUGAGGCCCUUCCUGAACCUCUGCCACAGCUUUUCGAGAAGCCUGCUUUCGUUCAGGCCAGAGCAGAGCUUAAGGAACGGUGUUCAGCAAAGGUGACUGCACAGACGCACCUCCUGAGUGGUAUGCCGCCCUACUUUUUCGCUGACCAAAGAGAGAAAGGAGAGGCCAGCGGAGGAGCUAUAAGAGCAGAACCUACAGAAACUAGCUCAUCUUUCAAUGAUUCGCCUGUUUCUUCGCGGAUUCCGACCGACCCUGACUUGGAGAAGCGCCUUUGGGGCAUGUACGCUGCAAGGUGCGUACACGCAUGGAUGCACGGAGAAAAGGGCCACAAAGAUGUAGUGGUGGCAGUUGUUGACUCUGGAGUUGCGAAGCAUUACGACAUUGAUUCCAAUGUGUGGAAAAACCUGGAGGAAUCUGAUGAUGGCAAAGAUGACGACGGCAAUGGAUUAGUUGACGAUAUUGAGGGGUGGAACUUCGCCGAAAACACCAACGUUAUCGCUGACUUGAAUGGCCAUGGCACACACGUCGCAGGCACCAUUGGAGGGGUCGCAAAUGGAAGGGACGUGGUGGGCUGUGCUCCGCUGGUGUCAUUGAUGAAGGUUCAGCAGUUCGGGUCAAGUGGAAGGGGGUCAGUGAGUGAUGCCGUGAGAGGAAUGGCUUAUGCAAUGCUGAAAGGCGUGCACGUCAUCAAUAACAGUUGGGGUUCCACAGAAUCCACAUAUUCGCUUCAGCUGGUUAUCGAACGUUCCCGUCACAUGCGGGAGGGGCUGGGGAUACUCAUAGUGAACGCCGCGGGAAACAGCAGCACGAAUAAUGACAUAGAGCCUUUCUAUCCAGCUGCUUAUGAUUAUCAGAACACAAUCUCAGUAGGCGCGUAUGAUGCUGAUGGACAGCUCGCGUCCUUCAGUAAUUACGGGGAGGCGUCGGUGUCGUUGCUGGCUCCGGGAGAUAGGAUCUACUCGACUUACCUUGACAACGGCUUCACGUUUCUUUCAGGGACGUCCAUGGCAACGCCUCAUGUUUCAGGUAUUGCAGCGUUGGUUUUUGGGGUGUUUAUGAAGGCGAAUUCGGAAGUUACUGCAGCUGAAGUGAAAGAUAUCAUUCAUGCCACGCUGCUGGACCUACCAGCGGCAAAGGGUGUCACGCAAUGGGGGGGAGCACCCGACGCAAUGUCUGCAGUUCUGAUGGCGCGCAUGGGAGGCAUGUGGUUCCAGAUGAAAUGCACGGACAUGAUUGUCGAUCUUCAGCCAGAGGAAGUCUAUGCAUCCACAAUAUACAUCCGCGGUUACGCAGAGGGCAUAUACACGGCGGAGAUCCAAGUAGAAGUCUACGACGAGGAGGCCAACAUGUUGGGAUCAGCACAGAUUCCAGUCCGUCUAAACAGCAGUAGCAACCCAGCGACAAAUUCGCCGUCCGAUGAAACUGCAGCGUCUGCAUUCAGCAGCCACGUUAGUGAAAAGGAUCAGGGAACCCCUCUAUGUGAUGUACAGAUGAAGUACACGGGCACUCUUGAAGAUGGCGACGGCUGGUCUGAAGGGGAAAUAGCAGCUCUAACACUUGGUUGCCUGGCGAUUGUCGCUGGAGCAGCUUGCAUCAUCUUUUACUUUCGCUACAAAGCUAAGCAGCCCGGUGAGGGACCCAGCAGGCCGAAAGCAGUUGACAGGAAGGAAUUUGGAGAGCCUGACGCAAUGACUGCCUUGCUGCAAGACGAUUGA